AGAUUUGGGGAGGGGGGGGGGCGGAUGCAGUCUUUAUGCAAAACUUAACUUAACUUAUGUAGGCAGAUAAUCAGUUCCGGAAAUGUGAGUUCCUGCAAAGAAAUCAAUUUAAUUUAAAGGUUUAAGAAAUGAUUUCAAAAACCUGAGCUCGACACGGGAGAAGAUUUUUUUGGAAUCAGAUAAAAAGUAGACAGUUUUGUAGAAGUGUUUCGGGAUUUAUUUAAAUUUCUUCAUUCAGAGAAUCAGUUUGUUACAAAAAAAUCUGACUUUCUGCAAAUAAACAACAGCAACAAUUUGAUUAAUUUUGAUUAAAGCUUCAAUUAAUGAUAGACAAGUUUCAGACUGAAAGUUCAGUCUGAAACUUGGGAAAAAGUAGCCAAUCAAACACCAGAAGGUCUAUUUAGACAGACAGACAAGUAGAUAGAUAGAUAGAUAGAUAGAUAGAUAGAUAGAUAGAUAGAUAGAUAUUGUUUCAAAUAAAAUAGGAAAUUAUAUUUAGUAGCAGUGCCGGAGCUUUUAAUCACAUCCUCAAUCCACAAUCUUCCUCAGCAGACGGAAAAAACAAAAAAUAUUUAAACUUGAAUAAUAAUAAUAAUAAAAAUUAGUGUAAUACUUGACACUGGAACAGGAAGGACGGAGGCUGAAGAGGGACAAAAAUACGUCAAAGCAUCUCUGCACAAGAACUCUUCUGCCAUACCUGGAAAAAGCUGGAAAAAGCCUGCAAACUAAUUUUUUACAUGCAACAAAAGGAACCGACUUGCCUUUAAAGCUCUGAUAUAAUAUAAUAUAAUACAUUGUGUUAUAUUAUCCGUGAGCUCACGGCUGCACCCUGUUGUGAUGCUGGACGUGGUGAAGAUGAAGGAGGCGUGCAGGAUCUGCGCCCGCGAGCUCUGCGGCAACCAGCGCCGCUGGAUCUUCCACCCGGCGGCCAAGGUCAACCUGCAGGUGCUGCUGUCCCACGCUCUGGGCCGCGAGCUGACCCGGGACGGCCGCGGGGAGUUUGCCUGCUCCAAGUGCGCCUUCAUGCUGGACCGCAUGUACCGCUUCGACACGGUCAUCGCCCGCGUGGAAGCGCUGUCUCUGGAGCGCCUCCACAGGCUGCUGCUGGAGAAGGACCGGCUGAGGCAGUGCAUCGGAGGCCUUUACCGGAAGAACAACGCAGAGGACGGGACCGGGGCUCCGCCCCCCGGCGCCAUCAUGGCCGUCGUUGGGACCGAUUUGGCGUCCGAAGACUCUCCUGUGGUGGAUCUGUCGGCCCUGCAGGAUGGACGCUACUCUGUCAUGGUCCAGGAUGAUCUGACUUACUCUGAGUAUGAAUCCUGGGCCGAUAUGGACCCCCCCACGCAUCACGACCUCCAGUGCCCAGCGGCGGACUCUGUCCCCGGCCAGAAGCCGAGGCGGUGCAGGGGUUGUGCGGGGCUCCGUGUUGCCGAUUCCGACUACGAGGCUGUGUGUAAGGUUCCUCGCAGGGUUGGGCGCAGGAGCACAUCCUGCGGCCCGUCCACCCGCUACUCAGCAGCCACUCCAGGGGUCGAGGAACCAGCCACAGCCUCCGGAGACUCUGGGGCAACAGCGGUCCCCUUUUUGUCCACUGUGUCCACGUGUGACCAAACGAGUCCCAGCCCGGCAUCGUCCGUAGAAUCUCUCCACACCGCCGUGGACGUGAGCUGCCUUCCUGUGAACCAGAAAGACCAGGAGGAACCAGGAGCAGAGAAAGAUCCACAGGAGGCUCCAGCGGGAAGGGACACUACAUGGGACAAAGACCCAGAUGGGAGCUCCGUCUCUGGGCUUGAGACGACGCUGAGCCUCCUAAGGGGCUGGGAGUACCGGCCGGUGAAGCCUCAGAGGGGCAGCAAGCUCCCAGUUCUGGUCAAAGCCAAGCUGGAGCAAGGCCUGUUGCUGUCCCUGUCCGGCCCCCCCAUGAGGUCCAACUGUGGAGGGGCGGUGGACUGUGAGCUGUACCACCACCAGCCUGUCCCGGAGGUGGUGACCCCGUGUCCGCAGGCGGAGAUGGCCGAGAUGGAGGAGCAGUGGCUGGAUGAAUAUGUUCAGUGUGGGCCGUUCCGCUUUCAGCAGAGGCUGAUUGCCGAGCAGCAGGGUCGGCUCAGCCAGUACGAGAGCGCUGCGGGUCAGUGUGUCGGCGAGCUGCAGAAGGCCCAGGACCAGGUCUGCUCGCUCCAGGCCAAGAUCAGGGAGAGCGAGACCAGGAACCAGAAGCUGCAGGAGCGUCUGGGUGAGAUGGAGUUGGAGUUGCGUUCGGCCCGAGAGGAAGCCCAGCGACAAGAGAGAAGCCUCCAGAAUGUAACUGACGCAGCUAACUCCAAGGAGGCAGAGGCUGCAGAGCUGUAUCAGGUGGUUGAGGAGCAGAAUAAGAUGCUGUGUUCUCUCAAAGAGCUCGCCCACCGCAGCCAGCUGCAGGUGUCGGGUCCAGACAGUGUUCGGGGUCAGGGUGAGGUCCUGGCCCUGCAGGGCUCCCUGUUCCAGGCUCAGCUGGAGCUGCAGGCGGGUCAGCGGGCGCAGCAGCAGGCCAGCAGGACGCAGGAGGACCUGAGCCGAGCCCUGCAGCGGCUGGAGGAAGACCUGCAAGGGGCGCUGCAGCACCGGAGGGACACCGAGAGACACAACCAGGACCUGCAGCUGGCUCUGGAGAAGGCUCGAUCGUCUCUGCAGGAGAGGGAGGAGCAGCUGAGGGCGAGCGAGGCGGAGCGCCAGAGGCAGGACGCGGAGAGAGAGAAGCUGGUCAGAGAGUUGAGGGCGGCCCUGCAGACCAAAGACCAGCUGAUGGAGGACUACUGUCAGCUGCUGGAGGAUCCGAAGGAGAAGAGAGACUCUCUGCUUCAGAAACUCCGCCAGCGAAUCAAGGAGAGAGACCGAGCUCUGGAGCGAGCGGUGGACGACAAGUUCCGCAGCGUGGAGGAGAGAGAGGAGGAGACUCGUCGGCUGCAGCUGCUGCUCAGAGAGCGGGAGAGAGACCUGGAGAGGCAGCGCUGCGUCCUCGCCAACAACGAGGAGACCAUCGCUAGCCUGGAGGUGCUGCUGCGGGGGAAGGCCCUGGAGCUGGAGCAGGUGUGCGACGCCUGGCGGAGCGUCCAGCGUCAGCAUCACGAGGGCGAACGGAGACAGAGCGGCGUCCUGGCGGAGAGAGACGCCAUCAUCAGCCAGCUGCAGGCGGCGCUGCACACCUGCACGCAGGAGGCCCAGGACCUGCGCUGCUCCCUGCUGGCUCCCAUCCAAUCAGCUCCCCACGACGUUCUGGAGGAGCUGAAGGUCCGCCUCCAGCUCAAGGACCGCCUCUUCCAGGAAGUACUGGCCGACCGCACCCAGCAGGCCCAGCAGCACCACAAGCAGGUCCAGGAUCUGCUCCGAACCAUCAGCUCCAGGGACCAGUACAUCCAGGAGUCUGCGGGCCGGCUCAGCGAGGUGAUGGGCGAGCAGACCGGGAGGAUCCAGGAGCUCCGCAGACAGCUGAGCCCAGGCGUCGGGUCAGGGUCAGGGUCUGGCUCUGGACCGGACCCGGCUCUGGAGCUGCAGGCCGUGCAGGACGAGCUGCGUCUGGCUCUCAGGAGGGAGGCGGAGAGCCAGGAGCUGAGCAGGAGUCAGGCCGCCAGGGUGGACGCCCUCACCACCACGCUGCACGUGAAGGACGAGAUCAUCCGGGUCAGUGAGAGAGAGAGAGAGAGACACAGAGAGAGAAAAAGUGAGGUUGAGAGAAAUGUAAAUGACAUACUAAUCACGGUAGAAACCUUCUUUUUUCUCCUCUUUCUUCUACUUGCAGAACUGAGCUCAGAGGAUGAAGACGAGGCCGAUGAUGAUCUAAACAGCGAGAGCGUCGAUGAAGACGAGUCCAGACUGAGGGUCCGGUCUCUGGCCAACACCAAGGGUCGUGGAGGUCCAGGGAAAACUUCAUCCCAGGAUCAGCUGUUUGAGAGGCAGGGACUGAUGGAGGUCAAACAGCUGGUGGAGCAGAAGAGGGCGGUGGAGAGAGAGCUGGGGGAGCUGAAGGCUCAGCUAGAGAAGGCCGGCUUCUCCUCACUCUCACAGAUGAGGAAAGCUCUGUUCAGCCUGCAAGCCGAGAUCGGAGACUUAAAGCAUCGGCUGGCUGGAGGGCUGCAGCCCGACGCCAAACACAGCGCCGGACAACAGUUGUCGGAUGACGAAGACGAGGAGGAAGAGUUGGAUGUGACCAUAGAAGGGAUGGAGGAGGAUGAAGAGGAAAUCUCCGAGAUGUGGGACGCAUGGGAUGGCGAGCUGACAAACAUCCAGCCCGACGAGGACCAGAGAGCCGAUAGACCGGAGACACUCUCCGAGUCCUCUCAGGAUGUCGUGGACAGCGUGUGUCCUGCCGGUCCGCAGCAGGACGCCGCGUCCUCGCUGAACGGUGGGAAGACCGUCCGUCUGCAGCAGAAGAGCAGAGAGCUGCAGGAGAGGCUGAUGGUGUCUGAAGCCACGGUGCAGGCUCAGGCCGAGCAGCUCAAAGACUACAGGGAGCUGCUCACGGAGACAGCCGUGCAGCAGGACAGUAAGCAGAUCCAGGUGGACCUGCAGGACCUGGGCUACGAGACCUGCGGCCGCAGUGAGAACGAGGCCGAGAGGGAAGACACCAGCAGCCCAGAGUUUGACGACCUGGAGAUGUGCACCUCUCUGGACUGUGGUUCCCAGUGGUGGCCUGCCAAAACCAGCAGCAGCUCCACCUUAACUAAAGGAACCCCCCAGGGCUCCGGUGACGGAGACGAGAUGUCCUCUCUCCAGCGCCUGGUGGAGGACCUUCGCUCCCAGCUGUCCCGGUCCCAGACGGUGAUCCGCGGCCUUCAGAGCCGCCUGCGCUCCAAGUCCACCUCCAGCGACCACGCACCCUCCACCCCUCGCAAAGUCAACUGGUCCUUCCAGGCGUCGGAGGACGACGAGGGCUGGCAGUCGUCUGACGGGGGUCCCCUGGCGUCGCCCUGUCACCCCCACCCGAACAGGGGCCUGCAGGAGCUGGCGUCCCGCGUGGACGCACUGGAGGACCAGCUGAGGAAAGGAGGCAACAAGUCCAUCAGGGAGGACGUAAAGUCUGCCACCUGGCCAGGUAAGUUCGAUACCCUGAUCCAGGCUCAGGCCCGGGAGCUGUCCCACCUCCGCCAGCGGCUGAGGGAGGGUCGGGGCGUGUGCAGCAUCCUCACGCAGCACCUGGGCGACACCACCAAGGCCUUCGAGGAGCUGCUGAGGGCCAACGACAUCGACUACUACAUGGGCCAGAGCUUCAGGGAGCAGCUGGCUCAGAGCGGCGCUCUCGCCCAGCGAGUUGCCGCAAAGAUCAGCGGACGAGAUCAUGCAGAAGAUCCAGAUGAGAAAACAGAGCUGCUCGCCAUCCGGCUCAGUAAGGAGCUACAGCAGAAGGACAAGAUCAUCGAAUCUCUCCGCUCCAAACUAAACCAGCACCACCACGAUCCCCAUCGUCCCCGCUCUGACACGCCCUGCAGCAGCCACGCCCUCUCCGACACCACCGACCAAUCGGAUCGCAUCUCCUACGUGUCCGACGAGCGCGGAUCCACCAACGGGGAGCUGGACCUGUGCUCCGACGUGGACGCCGUCAGCGAGCUCGGCCAGAAGGACGCACACUCGUCCACCAGAGUCAGCACAGGCAGCCACGCUCGCAGUGCGAGCACCAUGUCACCUCAUCCGUCCGUCCCUCCAUCCAUCACCUCGUCCGUCCACACAGCCCAGUCCUGCCUCAGCUGUCCCAGCAUGCAUUGCCCCAGCUCGCUGCACAAACCCGCAGCAGACGUGCAGAGCCACGCAGGGUUCUCCACCCCCCAGUCCAGACCCCCCCAGGGGGUCCCGUUCGCCCAGCAGCAGCCCCCCGACCCCUCUGCCUUCCUGCCUCUCUCCUACCACGGAUACCAGGCUUCGCCUUUCGCCAGCGGCCUGGACGCCGGCUCCGCGUUGAAAGCCGGCGCCAGUCUCCUGGAGAGCAGUGCAUUGUGGGAUAUGAGCUACGGGAACCGGGCAGUGAGACUCGGAGCAGACCUGUCUUCGGGAUCCUCGGGGUACCAAUCAGGAACCAGCAACACAGGUUCAGACCUGAUGAAGGAGCAUCUGAGAGAGAUCAGGGGUCUGAGACAGAGACUGGAGGACUCCAUCCAGACCAACGACCGCCUCCGACAGCAGCUGGAGGAGAGACUGGCCCGCACCGCCUCUGAGAAAGGUGCUCCUACUAACAUCUACAUCCAGGGUCUGGACUCGGCCGGCCAGCUCUCCAGUGAGAUCCGACUUCUGAAGGAGGAGAACCUCAGUCUGCAGAACCAGCUGAAGCAGGCCGCCAGAGAGGGCACCAAGGAGGCGGAGCAUCUGAAGAAGGCGGAGUUAGAGGCGGAGAGGUGGGCGGAGCAAAGCAGGAAGCUGCAAGCAGAGACCGAGGCUCGCAGGCUUGAGAUUGCACAGUUGAAACAGGACAGACAGAAGAACCAGGAGGCCAUCAACAGACUGCAGCAUGAGGUGAGCGUGGUCCAGCAGCAGCUCUGUGAGAGUCGCAGUCUGGUCCUCUCUCUUCAGUGUGAGCUGCAGGUGCAGCGCCGAGUGUGUGAAGUCAGCACAAACACACACGCAGCAGGUCAGGCCAGUAAGGAAGCCAAACAUGGACACAGCGCUGCGACCUUUGACCCCAGAGAACUACACGUUCAGCUGGAGCAGCAGCUGACCGGACAGGCCGACUCACAGCCUCGAUCCAGGAGACAGCUCUUCACCGAAAGCGUCCCGUCCCCGCCUGUGAGAGACACUGGACUCGUCAGUCCUUCCUCUCCUCUGCAUCCUGCACAGAAACAAGCAGCCGAAACCGGAGCAGCCUCCACCCUGCAGGGUCCAGCCCCAGUCCCAGCAGCCUCCACCCUGCAGGGUCCAGCCCCAGUCCCAGCAGCCUCCACCCUGCAGGGUCCAGCCCCAGUCCCAGCAGCCUCCACCCUGCAGGAUCCAGUCCCAGCAGCCUCCACCCUGCAGGGUCCAGCCCCCGGCGGCUCAUUCUCCAACAGUCAUGGCGGCCAUGCAGUGGGCCACAUUGAGGACUUCCAGGCUCUGCAGCAGCAGAUCCUGCAGGGCGGCGCUCUACUCCGCAAGAUGGAGACGGCCGUAAACUCCCUGAGUGGCCCACAGGAGCUCAGCCUUCACCAGCCUCCAGACUCAGGAUCCAUCAGGAGGCUUCUGUCCGACACUAAAAGCCUGCGCCAGAUCCUGGAGGAGGCCGACUCGGUGCUCCGGAUGUUCUGGAGAACCGCUCUGCCGGACCACGAGGACCCCAAACAGGAUCCGUCUCUGAGGGAGGAGGUCGUCUCUCUCCGUCUGAGGCUCUCGGAGCGAGAGCAGGCUCUCCAGGACGCCAUGGAGAGACUCAGGAGCUCCAACCGCACCAGAGAUAGCAUGGAGCACUUUAUAGUCAACCAACUGUCGAGAACGCGGGACGUGUUGAGUAAAGCAAAGACAAACUUACAGGAGAACCAGCUCAGGAUCUCCUCCCUCCGCCGUGUCUCUUCCUCCCCCUCGUCCUCCUCUUCCUCUUUCUCCCCCUCCUCCUCCUCUUCCUCUUCCUCACACCCCUGGCCUGGUAAAGGUGAAAACACAGGAGGUUUCUGUGAGCUCGCCUUCUCUCCUGGUCGGGGUGUCGUGAAGCCUCGGACCUCCUCCUCCUCCUCCUCCUCCUCCUCCUCCUCUUCCUCUGCUGUCCCGGGACGGUCUUAGCACCAGCGCCCCCUGCAGUCAGCCCUCCUGCAGUGCACCAUCUCAUUGUCAGACUGAUUCGGAGAUUCUGGCUCUCUGGUUGUCUGGAGAAACCUUUCAGCUGUGCGUUGUCCGUGUGUCGGAGCGUGUUGUCAGAGUCCUGCAGGUUCACGAUGCUUCAUUGUGAUUGGCUGAGGCCAUCAACUGAAGCGUUUCCUCUUAUUUAUGUGAAACCGGACUGAGUUUGGCUGAAGUUGGUUUAUGAUUCACAACUUUGGACUAAGCCUUUUUUUCAUUUUCACAGAUAAAAUCUAAAUUCUACAAAUAUG
Messenger RNA from Etheostoma cragini (Arkansas darter), 8018 nucleotides. RefSeq names its product phosphodiesterase 4D interacting protein (gene pde4dip). Lineage: Eukaryota; Metazoa; Chordata; Actinopteri; Perciformes; Percidae. The transcript has 35 exons. Gene Ontology annotation, molecular function: zinc ion binding. The record is from RefSeq and is a predicted model, not a curated record. Gene Ontology annotation, cellular component: nucleus. Bases 838 to 7710 code for a protein of 2290 amino acids.